Pyricularia oryzae 70-15 is the source of this 1041-nucleotide messenger RNA. Its product is annotated as guanine nucleotide-binding protein subunit beta. Bases 1 to 1041 code for a protein of 346 amino acids. The transcript is spliced from 5 exons. Gene Ontology annotation, biological process: G protein-coupled receptor signaling pathway. Gene Ontology annotation, molecular function: protein binding; signaling receptor complex adaptor activity. NCBI's taxonomy places the organism in Eukaryota, Fungi, Ascomycota, Sordariomycetes, Magnaporthales, Pyriculariaceae. Gene Ontology annotation, cellular component: heterotrimeric G-protein complex; cytoplasm. The record is from RefSeq and is a predicted model, not a curated record.
AUGCAGGCGCGCAUCCAACAGGCGCGUCGCGAGGCCGAGACGCUCAAGGACCGGAUCAAGAGGAAAAAGGACGAGCUUGCCGACACAACACUCCGCACAGUUGCCCAGCAAGCACAUGAGCCGAUCCCCAAGAACCAGCUGAUGAAGGCCAAGCGAACCCUAAAAGGCCAUCUCGCCAAAAUCUACGCCAUGCACUGGUCCACUGACCGAAGGCACCUCGUUUCAGCAUCUCAGGACGGCAAGCUAAUCAUCUGGGACGCCUACACAACGAACAAGGUCCACGCCAUUCCCUUAAGAUCGUCUUGGGUCAUGACGUGCGCCUACGCACCGAGCGGCAACUACGUAGCGUGCGGUGGUCUGGACAAUAUCUGCUCAAUCUACAACCUCAAUCAGAACCGAGACGGUCCGACAAGGGUGGCUCGGGAACUCUCGGGCCACGCCGGUUACCUUUCGUGCUGUCGCUUCAUCAACGACAGGAGCAUUCUUACCUCGUCAGGGGACAUGACCUGCAUGAAGUGGGAUAUUGAGACAGGCACCAAAGUCAUCGAGUUUGCCGACCACUUGGGUGAUGUAAUGAGCAUCAGCUUGAAUCCCACAAACCAAAACACCUUUAUCUCGGGUGCCUGCGAUUCUUUUGCCAAGCUCUGGGAUAUCCGUGCUGGAAAGGCUGUGCAGACUUUCGCCGGCCACGAGUCGGACAUCAACGCCAUUCAAUUCUUCCCAGACGGUCACUCUUUCGUUACGGGAUCCGAUGAUGCCACCUGCCGACUUUUCGAUAUCCGUGCCGACCGGGAGCUCAAUGUUUAUGGAUCCGAAUCUAUCCUCUGCGGAAUCACAUCUGUUGCGACAUCAGUUUCAGGCAGGCUGCUUUUCGCCGGUUAUGAUGACUUUGAGUGCAAGGUCUGGGACAUCACCCGUGGCGACAAGGUCGGAUCUUUGGUCGGUCACGAGAACCGCGUCAGCUGUCUGGGCGUGAGCAAUGAUGGCAUAAGUUUGUGCACUGGCUCAUGGGAUUCUCUGCUCAAGAUCUGGGCAUACUAA